Colletotrichum destructivum is the source of this 2066-nucleotide messenger RNA. Its product is annotated as Putative auxiliary Activity family 9. The record is from RefSeq and is a predicted model, not a curated record. The coding region runs from base 826 to 1824 and encodes 332 amino acids. The transcript has a single exon. Lineage: Eukaryota; Fungi; Ascomycota; Sordariomycetes; Glomerellales; Glomerellaceae.
CCUAUCCUCGGUUGCCGCCGAACGACCGGGCUUGACAAGUUGACAGGGUUUGAUGUGGGCUGACCCGUUCCCACGGCCAGGCCAACUCAUAGACCCAUCACUAUUCCGGUAGCUUCAUCUCUUCUUGCAGCGUUCCUGCAGCUCUUGGCAGGAGGAGACGAUGAGACGAAAGUCUCUAUCACGGACAACGUCCUCCCAGGGCAUUCCCCUGUCCUCCAUUAGUUCGCACUGGUGUACGAAGUACGAAUCUAUACAGAACAUGGCUGCGCAAGUCCAGGGGCCCAGAUAGGUUCAUGUUGUUUUCGUGGAGUUGCCUGGAUGAGAUGUCGUUCAAGGCCGGGGGGGCCCGGCAGACAGGCUUGCUGGACAACUGACGGAAUCGCCAGCUCUAGCCGCGCGAUGAGGAGACCGGUAUGCAGUCCCAGAUUGGCUCCCUGCCUCCGGUGAGAAUGGGCCUGUCCCGGAGAUGGGCAUAGAUGAUUCGAGAUUGAGGCGAGUGAAGAGACGGCUCUCGAUUGGGUAUGGCCUAGGGGGGCCUGCUGUGGAUGAGGAGAGGGGUUAACACCACAAACAUACGCACACAUGUUAUAAAGUCUCUUCAUCCCACUGGGAGAUAUCUCCUGUUCCCUUCCUUUUUUGCUUCAUCAUCACAUCGGUGUCAUUCUUUCCCUGUACUCAAAGUCUCUCUCUCUUGUUGGCUGUGCCAUACACUCAUUUUACGAACUAGACGUUCGCCCACGCUCACUUAAGCAAAAACCUCAAAAUCACUUUUCACUUCUAAACCCAGACAACUUUUCAUCCCGAAACCUCAUCACAACAGUCAAGAUGCGUUUCUCUUUCACCGCUGCCGCUCUCUCCGCCCUCGUCGGCUACUCUGCCGCCCACACCCUUACUCUCGACCUCUACGUCAACGGCAAGCCUACCGGCGAUGGUGACGGUCGUGCCAUCGGCGGCAACGGCGCCAAGAAGUACAUUCGCAGCCCUCCUAACAACAACCCCGUGAAGGACAUCACCAGCCCCGACAUCGUCUGCAACGUCAACGGUGCCAAGGCCCUCACGGACUUCGUCCCCGUCGCUGCUGGUGACGACGUCAGCGUCGAGUGGUACCACAACACCCCCGGCGACGAUAUCAUCGACCUCUCCCACAAGGGACCCGUCAGCACCUGGAUCGCCCCCUACACCGAGGGCGCCGGCACUGGCCCCAUCUGGACCAAGAUUGGCGAGCAUGCCUACGAGAACGGCAAGUGGGCUGUUGAGACUCUCGUUGCCAACAAGGGUGUCUCCGAUCCCGUCACUAUCCCCAAGUCCCUGAAGGCCGGCAAGUACCUCAUCCGCCAGGAGAUCAUUGCCCACCACGAGUCCGACACCACCUACGAUGUCAACCCCGCCCGCGGCGCCCAGUUCUACCCCGCCUGCAUCCAGGUCGAGGUCACCGGUACCGGCUCUGAGGUUCCUCCCCAGAACUUCGACUUCCAGACCGGCUACACCUACGCCGACCCCGGCAUCCACUACAACCUGUACAGUGCUGAUGCCACCACCUACAAGGCCCCCGGCCCUGAGGUCUGGACCGGUGGUGCCGGCUCCGGCUCCGGCUCCGCCCCUGCGCCUGCCCCGUCUUCUGCUGCCCCCGUUCCUACCACCACCGCUGCCCCCAUCGCCUCCAGCGCCGCUGCCCAGCCUACCACUCUGGCUACCUCUGUUGCCUCGGCUGCCCCCGUCGCCAGCUCCAGCUCCGCUGCUGCCCCCGUCGCCACUCCCACCAAGGCCCCCAGCGCCGGCUGCAAGCGCCGCCGCUCCCGCAAGGCCCGCCGCUCUGCUCACUAAGCUGUUGAAGAGUGUGUUUUGAGGAGGAAGCGAGAGGUAUAAGAUUAUGUGGUCAUUGACACGAUGGUCUCACGAAUCGAGGAUGAAGUUGUUUUUUACACCCCAAGACACCAGAUGUGCUAUCCAGGCUUACUGCGUCCUGCCUGGUGCACGGUUCUAGAAACUCGAGGCCCAACCCUUUUUCUGGACUCGAUUUCAAAUUCUGCAUUCCUGUACAUAGUACCUUGAAUAGCAUUAAGCCU